GUUGACUCCCUCAACCAUCCCAAUGAUCCUGUUGUUGUGAACAUCAAGAAGAUCCUCAAUUUUAGCUUCCUCAAUCCUAUUUUAAUCUUAACUGUUCUUUUCCCAUUCCUUACUCCAGUGCUGGAAAAGCUCAACUUUAGCACGUUUCCCAAGUCUUCGAUAGACUUCUUCAAUGGUGUCAUCAAAAAAAUCAAAGAAGAUCGACAAAAGGAGAAUCACACGAACCGGGUUGACUUUCUGCAGCUCAUGGUGGACUCGCAGGCUGCAGCCAACACCUCCGGGGAGGCAAAUUCAGAGAAAGCUUUAACAGACAAAGAGAUUUUGGCCCAGUCAAUAAUUUUUAUUUUUGGUGGUUAUGACACCAUCGGUAUCACACUCAGCUUCGUAUCUUAUUGUCUGGCCACCCAUCCUGAUGUUCAAGAGAAAUUGUAUCAAGAGAUCAAUGAAACGUUUCCCAAUCAGGCCCCUCCCACUUAUGAGGCCAUCCAACAUAUGGAAUAUCUAGACAUGGUGGUGAAUGAAACAUUUCGUCUUUACCCUCCGGCGGAACGUCUUGAUAGAGUUUGCAAAAAGACAGUGGAAAUCCAUGGAGUGACCAUCCCAGAAGGGACUGUGGUUGCUGUCCCUGUUUUUGUCUUGCAUCGUGUCCCAGAAUAUUGGCCUGAGCCCGAGGAGUUCAGACCUGAGAGGUUUAGCAAAGAGAACAAAGAGAGCCGAGACCCGUAUGUCUUCCUCCCUUUCGGAGCGGGUCCCAGAAACUGCAUCGCUAUGCGUUUCGCCCUCCUGGUGCUGAAAAUGGGUCUGGUGGUUGUGCUGCAAAAAUUUCGCUUCCAAACUUGCAAAGAGACACCGAUCCCUCUGGAGCUGGACAACAGAGGGUUUGUGCAACCAAAGAAUCCCAUCAAGUUGAAAUUGCUGCCCAGAACUGUUGUAGAACAUGAAGAAUAGAAGAUCUGGAG
Protobothrops mucrosquamatus (brown spotted pit viper) is the source of this 959-nucleotide messenger RNA. RefSeq names its product cytochrome P450 3A19-like. NCBI's taxonomy places the organism in Eukaryota, Metazoa, Chordata, Lepidosauria, Squamata, Viperidae. The annotation marks the transcript as partial. The transcript has 7 exons. Gene Ontology annotation, molecular function: oxidoreductase activity, acting on paired donors, with incorporation or reduction of molecular oxygen; iron ion binding; heme binding. The record is from RefSeq and is a predicted model, not a curated record.